AUGCAGUUAGCUGAGGAACUAAAACAAAAAGGAAACGCGUGUUUUGCGAGUGGUGACGUGGAUGGAGCAGUGGCCGCUUAUCAGCACGCAAUCAAUUGCCUGACAAACGACGCAAUACCCGACGAUAGAAGCGGUGAGCAGUUGGACACCACUUCUGAGGUUGGGAGGAUGUUGGCUGUUCUGUAUUCAAACUUGAGUAAUGCCUACCUUUCGCAACACGAUUAUACCGGAAGCUGGGAGACUGCUGAAGAGGCGACGCGUUACGACCCUAUUUUUGUGAAAGCAUGGGUACGUUACAUUCAUGCACGGCGCCUGGACGGUUAUCCCUUUGAGGCCUUUGUCGCCCUGCUACGGCACCUGCGGCCCUUGUUGCGGAGGGAGGCAGCCACAUCUGGUGGUAAAACAAGUGAGGAUGUGGAGGCCAGUCUUAGCCUACCGUUGUACGAAGUCUUGGGUCUCUCCGGUGUGUUGCCACAUAUUGAACUUCAUGAUUUUGAAAAUGGCAUAGGAAUUGUUGCUCUUCAACCAAUAAAACCUAAUGAGGUGAUUUUGGUGGAGAAACGAUUCGAAACGUCGUUCGCGGAGGUUCAGCUAAAUUUUCGGAAAAAUUUGACAACAACUAGGAUUGUGUCAAGUUUUGCUCAAAAGGUUUUUGCACAUCAACAGCGGUGCUCAGAGGAGUGGAAGCGCUUCAAGAAAGAAUUCAAAGGCUGCUGGCCGCGCUCCCCCGAGGAUGUGCCUGACGACGUGCGGCGGGAGAUUAGCGGUACACUACGGCCAGAGCUGCCACCGAUGGAAGACAGGGACUUUGAGGAAUUGUUCCUCGCAUCCACCAUGUGCCGCUACAACUGCUUCCACACUGGUUUUUUCCGUGCUUGUGCGCUGGCCAACCACAGUUGCAUGGCGAACGCGGCAAUGAAGUUGAACUCAAGAGGUGACUCGGUGACGCUUAUUGCUGUCCGCCCCAUCGCUGCCGGCGAGUUCAUCAAUGUGAAGUACCUUAGCGAUGCACAGUUUCUUAUGGGAGUGGGAAAACGCAGGGAGUACCUUCGUUCGUGGCUCUUUUGGUGUGACUGUAGUCGAUGCCUUAGCGACAGAAACGGCUCAUCUGUCAGUGAGCAUGUGCAGUGCGGCCACUGUUACCGGUACACUUGCGUGCCACUGCGCGGAGAUGGGGCGGAGAGUAAAGAAGUUGACCCACUUCUCUCCCAAGUUGUGCCAUGUUCUCAUUGUGGCUUGGACUGCUCAUGGUCACCCGAAUCAUGUGACGGUGUGGAGAGGAUAAUAGAUUCGUUGAAGGAAGCGACAUCUUGUCCAUCGUAUUAUGAACUUCAGAAGUGGUUUCUGGUUAAUGUUCGAAAAGUGAAGGAGCUUCGCGUGCACCCGGAGCACUGGCUGUACCGCAUGCUGCUCUACUACUUUUGUUUUGUUGUUACUCCUUACAUAGAUGAUGCGUUCGUGGGUUACCAAAGGGUUGGGUGGGGGGCGCCUAAUGUUGGCAUGUUGUUGCUCAACUUCGGGUUCUGCUCUGAAUAUAGUCUGCCCAGUGAAGGCGAUUGUGGGACUGUGAGGUGCAAUGAUCCUAACACCGGUAAUGUAACCAACAAUGGCUCUCAUGACACCGAUUCUAUCAUGGAUGGAAAGGUACUUGGCGAUACGCUAUACAUUCUUUGCUUACUGUGGCGGUUGAUUGAACCGUUUUACCCACCAUAUGAAGGAUGGGCGGUGCAUCGCGCAAUAUGUUACAUGGUGCUCUUUGCACACACCCAUCCAAAAGGAGAAAUGGUCUUACCUGGGUCCCUGACACUGCAGCUACUUAGCAAACAUGGAAAAUACAUUGGAAGAAAUGAAUUAUCUACGUGGGUUGCUGCGUAUAGUCGUCACAAGCUACCAGACAGCCAAAAGGGGAUACUAAGCGUUAGGCAAAUUAAAAAGGCAGUCGAGAAGGUGUAA
Trypanosoma brucei brucei TREU927 is the source of this 1953-nucleotide messenger RNA. RefSeq lists its product as hypothetical. The transcript has a single exon. The record is from RefSeq and is a predicted model, not a curated record. The coding region runs from base 1 to 1953 and encodes 650 amino acids. NCBI's taxonomy places the organism in Eukaryota, Euglenozoa, Kinetoplastea, Trypanosomatida, Trypanosomatidae. Gene Ontology annotation, molecular function: protein binding.